AAAUAGCCCAAAGACCCACUGAGGGAGAUGGACAUUGUUUCCCAGAAGCAAAUACAGUGCAGCUUGUACUUUGGAACAAUUGGUCAAUCUUGCUAUUUGCACAAACUAGCAGAGGUUAUGCAGUGCCUGAGCAUGAUCAUGGCAGAAUCACCGGGUCUCCUCACCAUCUGCCUUUUAGGAUAUCUACUCAGUGCUGAAUGUACAGUUUUUCUCGAUCGUGAAAAUGCCACCCAAAUUCUGAGUCGUCUGAAAAGGUAUAAUUCAGGUAAAUUGGAAGAGUUCAUUCAAGGGAACCUUGAGAGAGAAUGCAUAGAAGAAAAGUGUAGUUUUGAAGAAGCACGAGAAGUUUUUGAAAACACUGAAAAAACUACUGAAUUUUGGAAGCAAUAUGUUGAUGGAGAUCAGUGUGAAUCCAGUCCAUGUUUAAAUGGUGGCAUGUGCAAGGAUGACAUUAAUUCCUAUGAAUGUUGGUGUCAAGCUGGAUAUGAAGGGAAGAACUGUGAAUUAGAUGCAACAUGCAACAUUAAGAAUGGCAGAUGCAAGCAGUUUUGUAAAAAGGGUGCUGUAAACAAGGUGGUUUGUUCCUGUACUACAGGAUACCGACUUGCAGAAGACCAAAAGUCCUGUGAACCAGCAGUGCCAUUUCCAUGUGGAAGAGUUUCUGUCUCACACACUACUAUGAAGCUCACACGUGCUGAGACUAUUUUUUCUAAUAUGGACUAUGAAAAUUCUACCGAAGUCGAAACAAUUUUGGAUAACAUCACUGAAAGCACCCAAAUAUUUAAUGACCUCUCUCGAGUUGUUGGUGGAGAAGACGCCAAACCAGGUCAAUUCCCUUGGCAGGUCCUUCUGAGUGGGAAAAAUGGUGCGUUCUGUGGAGGUUCCAUCAUUAAUGAAAAAUGGGUUGUAACUGCAGCCCACUGUAUCGAACCUGGUGUUAACAUUACCAUUGUUGCAGGUGAACAUAACACUGAGGAGACAGAAGAUACAGAGCAAAAGCGAAAUGUGAUUAGUGCUAUUCCUCACCACAGCUACAAUGCAACUAUUAAUAAGUACAGCCAUGACAUUGCCCUUCUGGAACUGGAUAAACCCUUAUCACUUAACAGCUAUGUAACACCUAUUUGCAUUGCAGACAGGGAAUACACGAACAUCUUCCUCAAAUUUGGAUUUGGCUAUGUAAGUGGCUGGGGGAAAGUUUUCAACAGAGGAAGAUCAGCUUCCAUUCUGCAGUACCUUAAAGUUCCACUUAUUGACCGUGCCACAUGCCUUCGGUCCACAAAGUUCACCAUCUAUAAUAACAUGUUCUGUGCCGGCUUCCAUGAGGGAGGUAAAGAUUCAUGCCAAGGAGAUAGUGGGGGACCCCAUGUUACUGAAGUGGAAGGCACCAGUUUCUUAACUGGAAUUAUUAGCUGGGGCGAAGAGUGUGCUAUGAAAGGAAAAUAUGGUGUAUAUACCAAGGUAUCCCGGUAUGUCAACUGGAUUAAGGAAAAAACAAAGCUCACUUAAAAGAAAAAGGUAUUCCCAAGGUUGAUGUUUUGGGGAUUAAAAACGGACAAGGUCCUUUACCAACUAAUCACUUUCCCAUCUCUUUAGAUUUGACUAUAUACGUUAUAGGAAUACUGCUUUUUCUCUUUCUGGGGUGAAGUCUAUCUAGAAUUCAUAUUUUACUAGAAUAAAUAGAUUAGAAAAUGUAAUCACUGGAGAUACAUACUGUGGUAGGAAACUGUCCAUUCCUGCAAGUCCAGCCCUUGACAGGAUUCUACAAUUAAAUUCAUCCUGCCCAUCAAGCAUUGUUUAUGCACUGGGGCAACUCCCUGAUUCUUCCUCAGCAGCAUUCCAUGUUCCAGAUCUUUCUUACCUCUCCCACCAAAACAUCAAGAUUUAUUAAAUCUCUGUGCAGGAUAUUUGGUCUAGUCCAUCACAAGGCCAGCAUCACACUUAGGAAAGAACACAGAAGCAGCUGACAGGCUAAAACUUAACAGCAACAUUACUUCUUUUUCUGUACCCUUAGUCCUGCAUCUUGCCCAACUCCUAAUUCCCAAAUCAGCUAAUCCCUUUCUUUCUCCCUCUCCCCCCUUUUCCCUACACAGGCAUUAUAGGAGGCAGGGGAAGCAUCGUGCCGCUUUACCACUGCGCAGUUAGACAUGGCCGUCAAACCCACGCUUGCAUUCGGUUUGCUCUUGUACUUGCUUUUCAGAGCAUAGGGAUGACUGAGCAACUGGGGGCAAAAGUUCCUCUUAGAGAAUCAAGUUAUUAAAAUUUACACAUAAUGGAAGGAAUGACCAUCAGAAUAGUUCCCUAAGCACUUGUGAUUGUGUUGUUGUAGGGGUCUGACUAGAGAUGGUUCCAUGAAGGCAAAUUGGCAUGUCAUUGCAACUAAGAAAGUUGCCAUCAACCCACUUGUGUCAUCCUCCAUCUGAAAAGUUGUUAACAGAAAGAGGAGAACAGUGUUUGUAAUCUAGAACUAGCAGAGUCUUCAAGGAAGAAGAAGGGUGUGCCAGGCUCACAGACAUGAGGCAUUCCAGUGAGCCACUCACUUCCCUUUUUCUGGCUGCAUGGUCACCAAGCAACUUUUUAAAAAUUAUAAUUAGUUCUCCUAUAUUGCAUUUUCUAGAGGUUGCUGACCAACCAACACAUGUACCUCAAUCUGUUAGACUAUUUCCCUCUAUCAGUUAAUAAGCUGGUGUUCUGAAUCAUACCUCGGCUUUUUGUGAAUUUGGUUAAUGUGAAUUGGUCACCCUGUAUGUGAUUAUGGGACUUCUGACAAAAUCAUGUUGGGGACCACUUGAACCCCAUCAAGCUGUUUUCUCCUGUCCUCACUUCACCCCAGCCAGACCUCACUCUUGCUGAUUUAUUUCAAGUUAUUCUAGUUAAUACCUGUUUAGUCUUUCAAACAUAAAUAUCAAUAAAUGUGUUUUUAAAUUUCUCAAAAAA
Messenger RNA from Manis pentadactyla (Chinese pangolin), 2934 nucleotides. It is a transcript of the gene F9, whose product is annotated as coagulation factor IX. The record is from RefSeq and is a predicted model, not a curated record. Gene Ontology annotation, biological process: zymogen activation; blood coagulation. Gene Ontology annotation, cellular component: extracellular region. Lineage: Eukaryota; Metazoa; Chordata; Mammalia; Pholidota; Manidae. The coding region runs from base 28 to 1506 and encodes 492 amino acids. Gene Ontology annotation, molecular function: serine-type endopeptidase activity; calcium ion binding. The transcript is spliced from 8 exons.